Apiotrichum porosum is the source of this 1671-nucleotide messenger RNA. RefSeq lists its product as uncharacterized. Bases 1 to 1671 code for a protein of 556 amino acids. The transcript is spliced from 11 exons. NCBI's taxonomy places the organism in Eukaryota, Fungi, Basidiomycota, Tremellomycetes, Trichosporonales, Trichosporonaceae. The record is from RefSeq and is a predicted model, not a curated record.
AUGUCGACUAUAGUCGAAUCACGCCCGCGGGGCAACUACAUCCCCGUCGACUGUCCCGAGUGCAAGUCGCAGCAAGAGUACCUCGUCCCGCCGACGUUCAUCGGCGGCCUUCGCGUGCGCUGCAGCGGCUGCCGGACUAUCUUCACCCACCCGCAACCCAGGCCUGGCACGGCGACGAGCUCGAACGGCGCGUCCUCGGGCUCUGGCACAGCGGCGUCGGGCUGGCCGUCGUCCAACUCCGGCCCGUCCCGCCGUAUCGGCACCGACGCCAACCCCAUCGACAUGGCAUACUAUGACGUCCUCGGGCUGCCAGCGAGCGCGACCACCGAGGAGAUCAAGAAGGCAUACCGCCGCCUGGCUAUCAAGCUGCACCCGGACAAGGGCGCUCGUAGUGCCGGUGUGUGGAGGAAGAGCAAGACGCUGACAGAGCAGAACCGCGACGACCCCGACGCCGAGGAGAAGUUCAAGCAAAUAGCCGUUGCGUACCAGGUGCUCUCUGACGUCGACCUGCGGAAGAAGUAUAACGAGUUUGGGCAGAAGAAUGGCGGCGGCGGCGCCGACGAGGGCCUGCAGGACCCCGAGGAGGUGUUUGGCAAGAUGUUCGGUGGCGACAGGUUUGACGACCUGAUCGGCACGAUCAGCAUUGGAAAGGACAUGAAGGACGUGUUCCAGCAGCAGCACGAGGAGACGCGCGAGGGCGAUGUCAUCAUCGGUCCCAACGGCAAGCCGACGCUCUCGCCCGAGGCCCAGGCGCGCAAGACAGAGCGCGAGCGUCGGAUCCACGACGAAAAGGACCAGGCGCGCCGUGAGCGUGUGGAAAAGCUCACGACCAACCUCGUCCGCAAGCUCAGCAUCUUUACAGAGGCCGCAAAGGGUCCAGACGACCCGCAGGUCGGGCCCUCGUUCAAGGAAAUCUGCCGUCUCGAGGCCGAGGACCUCAAGGAGGAAAACUACGGUGUCGAGCUCCUGCAGGCCAUUGGCAGCACGUACAAGUCACGCUCGGCCCAACACCUGGCCACUGCCCAGUUCGCUCCCCUUGGCUGGUUCCACGGCGCCAAGAACACGUUCAACACUGUCUCUGACACGGUUCCAGCUGACCGCAGUGUGUCGACCCUCCGGUCCGCUCUCGAGCUCAAGGCCGUGUUUGAGAAGCUGCAGGCCGCCGAGCAGUCGGGUGUCUCUCCAGAGGAGCUCCGCAAGCUCGAAGAGCAGGCCGCCGAGCAAGGUCUGCGGACCCUGUGGAAGGGCGCCAAGCUCGAGGUCGAGUCGGUCAUUCGCGAGACAUGCGACAACGUCCUGUCCGACCUGAACGUUUCCCGCGAGAAGCGUGACCUGCGCGCCGCCGCCCUCGGACUCAUGGGAGAGGCCUACUCGUCUGUCCAGAAGGGCGUUGACGGCUCGUCUGAAGAGUUUGUCAGGAUUGAGACUGCCGCGUCCAAGCAGCGUGAUGCCGCCCGCGCCUCGACUGACAAGCCGCGCGCCUCGCCGCCUGCCGCGCCCUCGAGCCAGACCAAAGUCGACGACAACGCGUACCCGAAGGAGAAAGGAGGUGCGAGCCGCCCCGAGCAACCACGGCAACCACCGGUGCCCGAUGAUGACCGGCCCUCGUCGGGCUACUUUGUUCCAGAGCACAAGACCUACGCACCCUAUGAACCGAGACGAAAGCAGUGA